CUAUCAUCAUGUAAUCUGCUGUUUGAUGUGGAUGGUUUACAGAUCUACACAUUCCGCAGGUCACAUUCUACAUCGCAAUGUUCAGUGUACUGUUUAUUUUAAACGCCAUGUUCCCUAUGUUCCUCUGAACGACGCCGUCAUCUACAUUGGUGCACCUAGGGAGAACGCCGCCACAUUGCAGGCUUGGACAUCUGUUUUCAAUAGUAGUUAUAGAAAGCAGGGGGGGGGUGUAGCCAUGUUGCGACUCACCAGGCAUCAGGCUAAAGGAAUGAGGAGCUGCCUUUGUGGCCAGCGGCGAUAUGAGCAUCAUAAGACUGUCAUGGCCAUCCGACGUGAAGACAUAAACGUCUGGGAGAGACGAGCUCCCUUGGCACCACGACAUGUCAGGGAGAUUGUCAACGCCGGCCACAAGGUCCUGGUCCAGCCCUCCAACAGAAGGGCUAUCCAUGAGAAGUAUUAUGAGAAAGUGGGCGCCGUCAUUUCUGAAGACAUUUCGGAGGCUUCCUUGAUCAUUGGCGUCAAGAGGCCCCCGGAGGGGAAAGUUUAUCCCAGAAAAACCUAUGCUUUCUUCUCUCACACCAUCAAAGCACAGGAAGCUAACAUGGGACUUCUAGAUGAUCUGCUGAAAAAGGAAGUUCGUCUCAUCGACUAUGAGAAGAUGGUGGACGCCAACGGCUUCCGUAUUGUGGCAUUUGGACAGUGGGCUGGCGUUGCAGGAAUGAUAAAUAUUUUGCAUGGCUUAGGACUUCGUUAUCUGGCACUGGGACAUCAUACACCUUUUAUGCACAUCGGCAUGGCCCACAACUAUAGGAAUGUCAGCCAAGCUGUCCAGGCAGUGAGGGAUUGUGGGUACGAGAUCUCCAUGGGCCUCAUGCCCAAGUCUAUAGGCCCAGUGACGUUUGUCUUUACCGGCACAGGCAAUGUCUCUAAGGGUGCACAAGAUAUCAUCAAUGAGCUUCCUGUUGAGUAUGUGGAGCCUCAUGAGCUGAAAGACGUGUCUCACACUGGAGACAUGUCCAGAGUUUACGCUACCGUUCUGAGUCGUCACCACCACCUGAUGAGGAAGAGCGAUGGUAUCUAUGACCCCCUAGAGUAUGAAAUUCACCCGGAACUGUACACAUCAAACUUCCGAACCAGCGUGGCACCCUACACCACAUGCCUGGUCAACGGCAUCUACUGGGACCCCCAUACGCCUCGGCUCCUGAGGAGGGUUGAUGCACAAAGGCUCCUGAGGCACGUCAAACCCUCCGCCGCCGCAACCGAAGGGUGGCCAGAGCUACCACACAAGCUCUUAGCAAUCUGUGACAUAUCUGCUGACAUGGGGGGCUCUAUUGAGUUCAUGACUGAGUGCACCACCAUUGAUAAGCCUUUUUGUAUGUAUGAUGCCGACCAGCACAUUGACCAUGACAGUGUGGAGGGCACCGGUAUUCUCAUGUGCUCUAUUGAUAACCUUCCAGCGCAGCUCCCCAUAGAAGCCACUGAGUAUUUUGGAGACCGCCUCUUUCCCUACAUUUGGGAGAUGCUGCCCUCAGAUGCCACUAGACCCCUAGAAGAAGAGGACUUUUCCCCUCAAGUCAGAGACGCUGUGAUAACGUCAAACGGAAGUCUCACUCCAAAGUUUCAAUACAUUGAAGAACUUCGUGAACGAAGAUUCCUUUACAGUGAGCAAGCCAAGAUAAUGAAGAAGGCUGGAAUGAAGAGAGUGCUGCUGCUGGGCUCCGGUUACGUGUCGGGCCCUGUCAUUGAGUACCUUACCCGGGACCCAGGGACUCAAGUCACUGUUGCGUCCGUGUUGUUGACCCAGGCAGAGGAAUUAGCAGGGAAGUACCCCAAUACUAUUCCUGUCAUGUUGGAUGUCACCAGUCAGGAGGGUCACCUGGAGUCCCUUGUCAAGGACCAUGACCUAGUCAUUAGUAUGCUGCCAUACAGCUAUCACCCUGUGAUCGCCAAGCAAUGCAUCAACCAGAAGGUGAACCUUAUUACUGCCAGCUAUCUGAGUCCAGAGAUGAAGGACCUCCAGCAGCGUGCUGAGCAGGCUGGCAUCACCAUAGUCAAUGAGAUGGGCCUGGACCCUGGCAUCGACCACAUGCUAGCUAUGGAAUGCAUCGACCAAGCCAAGGCGGACGGCUGCACUAUUGAGUCAUACAGUUCAUACUGUGGUGGCCUCCCUGCGCCGGAGUGCUCAGACAAUCCUCUGCGCUACAAGUUCAGCUGGAGUCCAUAUGGUGUCCUUCUCAAUACCAUUAGCCCUGCAGUCUUCCUCAAAAACAACAAGGUCAUAAGCAUUCCAGCAGGGGGCACUCUGAUGGAGUCUACGACUCCCAUGAACUUCCUGCCUGGCUUCAACCUGGAGGGCUUCCCCAACCGCGACAGCACCAAAUACGCUGAGGAAUACGGCAUCGAGACGGCUCACACGCUAAUCAGAGGAACACUCCGAUUCAGUGGUUUCUCCAAGGCCAUGAGUGGCUUCGUAAAGCUGGGUCUGAUAAACACUGACUCUUGCCCAAUGCUGAAGGAAACCUCCGCUCCCGUCUCCUGGAAAGAGCUCCUGUGUAAACAGAUAGGCCUGCCCCCGUCGACGUCGGACGAGGCUUUCGAGAAAGCCGUCUAUGAGCACAUCGGCCAAGAUGACUUCAGGAUGGAGACGCUCAAAUGGUUUGGGAUGCUUAGUAAUGAGGCUGUUCCCCAAGCAGAAUCGAUUCUAGGUUCUUUGACGAAGCACCUGGAGACCUGCCUCUCCUUUGAUAAAGGGGAGCGGGACAUGAUCAUCAUGAGGAACGACGUUGGCAUGCGCCAUUCAACAGGCGAACUGGAAACCAAGCACAUCAGCCUGGUCGUCUAUGGAGAACCCAACGGCUUCUCUGCCAUGGCCAAGACAGUGGGGUACCCCGCUGCCAUCGCCGCUCGUAUGGUCCUGGAUGGAGAAAUCACUAAGAAGGGACUGGUGUUGCCGAUGACCAGGGACAUCUACAGACCGGUUCUGAAGAGACUUAAGGAGGAAGGCCUACAUUUCAGCUCAAAAAGCACCAUCCAAGAGUAGGAACUGAUUGAGUCAUCCACUGCAUCUCGAUAGUGCCUAAUGAUUUCCUUUACUGCAGAUAAAAACAACAAAACACAUUCUUAUGUUUAGUUCUUUUAAUUGGCGAUAAAGGAAAGGAAACGAAUUUGAACUGAGAAAUAGUCAACAGGUUACCCCGAAAUGUGAUUGACUGAAUGGAAAUAUUGCCAGUCAGUGGCAGUGUAUCUAGAUGGAGAGAAACUGGGUGGGUGUCUGUCAAAGGUCAGAAGUUACUUUCUCCGUUCAUCUCCUUUCCUUCAUCUGUCUUGUCUCAUUUGAGCAAAUGUCAGUCGUCUUGCUUCCCUACUCUGUUGUUUCUGUUUCUUGACUCGGAGACCGAUAAGUGGUGCAUUGUUGGCGGAGGAACUGUAGGCAUUUGUUAGCAGGCAUAUGGAACACCAUCCUCUGCUCUUAGAAAGCCUUUUGAAAUCUGCCACACUUCCUUUGAAUUAGCCUACAUUCUUUCAAAGAAAAGCAUGAACAUGUUUAAAGACAAUAUGCUACAUAGUGUUUUAUCUGUAAAAUGUCUCACAAAACAAACUCAAUGAUUUGAUCGGUUCACCCAAUGUAAACAAUUUGUGGAAAAAUACUAUUUUCAUUUAAUUAACAUUUUCUUUAAUGUUUACUCUCACUGAUUACUGGUGAGGAGAGAGGACAAAGGAGUCAAGCAAAUCUAGAAGACCUGGUUGGAAAUGACAGUUUUGUGGAAACCCUUAGGACAGGAGACAAGUGGAAGGUACUUCUCAGACCUUUUAAGAGGCACUCUGACUUCCCGAUUGUUUGACCGGUGUUUCCUUAAAUGACUGCCUGACAGGGAAACCAAUCUAUUGUUUUUUUAUUUCAACAUGUUGCAAAUAGAACAGUUCCUUUCUAGUUAAAUGGUUUCUGAGCACUUUUGUUCUGAAAAUUCUUAACCAGAAGAGUCAUAAAACAUGCUUUAACAUAUAGCCAUCCUCUAGUCUGAGCAUACCUGCUGAGCCAAUGGGUACUUUCUUUCCUUAACCAUAACAUAUUCGUUGUGUCGGUCAGUUGUUGCUCAGUUCUGCUGGUCUUUACUUAUUCAAAUGGUGAACUGAUUGGUGAGAAGUUGAGAUUGAACAAUGUAUCUGUCAUAGACCACUGCCAUGUAUUACUGUAGCCUACACUGGACUGCUUUAGUAACUCACCAACAACAAUCUUUUUUUUUUUUUGCUUGAUAAAAUGCACCAGCAUUUAUCCAUUAUCCUACAGUACCAACCACCACCCCAGAACCUACCAUGUUUGGGUAAUAGAUUGGAACUGACAUACUGUAUACUGUAUGUGUACAAUUCUAAACAGUGUGCAGAUAUAUUUUAAGAGCAAAACCUAAUGCAUUUUUCAAUCUUAUUUAAUGAUACCAGAAGAAAUUACUUGAAACACAAUUCUUUGAGCCAAAUGACUAUAUUUGUUUUAUUAAUUGGACACUAAAUGGGCUGCAGCGGGACAAAAUGUUCCCACUUUAUUACCCUGACAGAAUGUAAGAUUGAGAUGUCUACUUAUUCUCUAGCAAAUAACUAACAGUUCUAACGUACAGUAACUACUCAGAGAUUACAAUAUGGCAGAGUAUAUUGUGGUUUCCUGAAAGACCGUCAUUUGUAUUUCAUUGAAAAAUUGAAAGGGAAGUGUCUUUGAGUGGCAUUGUGAAUAAAUUGUUUGAAUGAUGAGUCA
Messenger RNA from Esox lucius (northern pike), 4744 nucleotides. RefSeq names its product aminoadipate-semialdehyde synthase (gene aass). Gene Ontology annotation, molecular function: saccharopine dehydrogenase activity. The coding region runs from base 26 to 3040 and encodes 1004 amino acids. Lineage: Eukaryota; Metazoa; Chordata; Actinopteri; Esociformes; Esocidae. The transcript has 25 exons. Gene Ontology annotation, cellular component: cytoplasm. The record is from RefSeq and is a predicted model, not a curated record.